CAGUCCCGGGUGUAGUAAGGGACAGAUCAAUAGCCAAGCGUCCUCCGAGUCUCGGAGUCUCUAGCGUCGCGCACUCGCGUACCGAACCUCGACCGGACAGCACGCACUCUACUCUACUCAAAGAAAUUGAACUGCGAACAUGGAGUAUAAACAGUGCGGUUGGAUGGUUGCUGGUUUGAUCCUACUACUGGUGGCUAUAGCGUCAGCUGAAGGGGAGGUUUUGGAGAAUGGCGACCAUGAAGCGGUCGUCCGCAACGAAAGAGGCGCUAAAAGUAGAGAGACAUGUCGCUAUGUCAGAGGCGCCUGGUCCGAAUGCGACUCCAAAACGAACAUACGUUCGCGAACGCUUACUUUGAAAAAAGGAGAUGUUUCGAACUGCGAACGUACAAAAACGAUUCAGAAGAAAUGUAAGAAAGCGUGUCGUUACGAGAAAUCAUCAUGGAGCGAAUGUAGUGCCAAUGGCGAGAUGUCUAGGACAGACAUGUUGAAAGCAAACAGCGACCCGACUUGCGACCAAAGCCGACGCAUUACUAAAAAAUGCAACAAAAACAAACAAGUCAAGUCCACCAAAGAUAAGGGUCGCAGAAAUCGCCAGUAAUGUGUGUUUGUAGCUGUGCCUACUAUUUAGAUUAUAACAAUGUUUUUUAUUAUAAAAUUGUCAUGAUUGUUCGUUGAUUCUAAUUUAUGUAUUAGUGCCAAUAUAGUAUCAUGA
Papilio machaon (common yellow swallowtail) is the source of this 712-nucleotide messenger RNA. RefSeq lists its product as uncharacterized. Bases 140 to 598 code for a protein of 152 amino acids. NCBI's taxonomy places the organism in Eukaryota, Metazoa, Arthropoda, Insecta, Lepidoptera, Papilionidae. Gene Ontology annotation, molecular function: heparin binding; growth factor activity. The transcript is spliced from 5 exons. Gene Ontology annotation, cellular component: extracellular region. Gene Ontology annotation, biological process: mesoderm morphogenesis. The record is from RefSeq and is a predicted model, not a curated record.